AUGGUUAUGUUACAAGUGCUCAUUCCAUCAAUAUUAUUUUUGCUGACAAUAUUCACAGAAGUGAUCAGCGAAAGAAAAGACAAUUGGGAACAUCUUCCACCACUUUCAUGCCAUGCUGAUCAGAUUAUGCAAGAGUAUUAUGAUCAGAAUGAAAAUGCUUUGAAAGAAAACCAGCAAUUCGAAAUCAACACUAGAAAAUUUAUAUCUACGAGACAAACACCCAAGUCUUACGUUAUUCCUGUGGUUUUUCAUGUUUAUGGAACUGAUUUUUCUGGAAGCCGGGUGACUGACACUAUCAUAAAGAAAGCAAUUGAAAAAGUGAAUGAGGAUUUUCAUGGAUUGAACAAUGAUUUCCAUACAGUUCAUACAGCUUUUCAAGGAAGAAGGUCAACAUUUGAUGUUACCUUUAAACUAGCUCAAAAAGAUCCAAGUGGACGUCCAACAACUGGAAUCGUUUACCAUCCAGCAAAAAAUGGAUAUGCAACGAAUAAUUUUAAUAGUGAUGUACAGAAAGAAGCGUGGGAUAAUUACAAAUAUUGUAAUGUGUAUAUUCAGUUGGAUAUAUAUGGAAAUGGUGUAUUAACCAGUUCUGGUGUUGCUUGGUAUCCGGAUUCUGGUAUGUCUAAUGCCAAUUUGGCACGCAUCGUUUACAAUGGACUCUAUCUUUAUGGAAAUACAAACGACGAGUUUUCAUCAGUUUUAACUCAUGAAUUCGGUCAUUGGCUUAAUCUCUUUCACACAUUCGAACAUGGAUGCGUGAACUCUUCUGAAGGCCAAUGUGAUCGAACUGGAGAUCGAGUAUGCGAUACACCACAAACUGUUGGAAACCAAGGUUGUAAACCUGUGCACAAUUGUCUUGGGCAACUCGUGAAUAGUGAAAAUUAUAUGGACUAUAGUGGUGCAUAUGGAUGCUAUAGGAUGUUUUCAGUCGGUCAAGUAGCUAGAAUGGAAGCCGCAAUGCAACAUCCUGCUCGAAAACCACUGUGGCAGCCUCAAAAUCUUAUAGCAACCGGUGUCGCAGAGAACAAUUGA
Rotaria sp. Silwood1 is the source of this 1032-nucleotide messenger RNA. The record is from the annotation of a GenBank genome assembly. Lineage: Eukaryota; Metazoa; Rotifera; Eurotatoria; Philodinida; Philodinidae.